GCAACGCUCACUAUACGAUGCGCAUAAUCUCUGCAUCGAUUGGAUUCAAAGAAAACUUUAUUGGAUACAAGAGAACACAACGGGAAUAUACGUUAUAAAGCUAGACUUAACAUUGUGGCAACAAAUGAGCAUAGUGAAAUAUGAUGAAUUAAUUAUAUCCAAAAAAUUAGAUAUAGUACAAUUUUUAUAUGUACUGCCAUCAACAGGAUAUAUUUAUUGGUGCCUUUUUGCCCAGUCUGAAAUAAUGCGAUCGGAUUUAGAUGGAAAAAACACGAAAGUUCUUAGCAAAGACUGCUGUAUUGAAUACCUACAAAUCAAACCCACCUUCUUACAGACUGAUACAACAAAUAUUGAACCGUUAUUGUAUUGGAAAACAGUUUCAAAUGACUUAAUCAUAACAGAUAUUAAUGGUUGUGAAUGUUAUUCGAUUUCAAGGUUUACAAAUCAAUACGAUUUUAAAUAUUUAACGUUUGACAAAACAAACGUUUACGUGUUCAACGAAUACAAAAACAAAAUCUAUAUUUUUAACAAAAUACAUCGUUUUUUCCGAAACAAAGAACAUAAAUUUGAAUAUGUACGUACCGUACGUUACCGAGAAAAUUCUGAUUAUGGAAUCAAGACACUCACAUCUCUUGAUAAAACUUUACAACCAUAUCCCCAGACGAAAUGUCUGAUACCUAACAUGAAAGAUUAUCGUAUUGAAGAAUUGAAUAAAAUCGUACACAAUACCACCAUAAGCCUUCCGGAGCCGAUACUCAAUGACGGAUGCAAAAAGUACAACUUACCCACUACUUUAUAUAUCAUAUCCGUGAGUUAUUUAAUAUGUUUGGACAAUGGCAGUAACAAGUUCGAGCAAUAUAAUGUGUCAACGUGCGAACGACAUCAUACAUUCAAGAAUUUAAUGCCGUUCACAGAAUAUACGCUAAAGCUGGCACUGAGUAAUUUUUACUUUGACAAGUUAUCAAUGAAUUUACAAUUCGGUUCGGAUGUGAAACUGAUGAUUCUAGGGAAGAUCGACGCGCCAAAAGAUGUGACGGUUCAAAUUUUAACGCCAACUUUAGCGAUAGUUUAUUGGAUGCCAUCUAAGAAACUAAACUGCGUGACACUGAUCUACGAGGUGCAUUGGAUGCAAUAUUCAAAUAAAACGCAAGAAAUAAUACAAAAGUCGUCGCCCUUCAUAAAACUUGUUGAUAAGAUCGAACAUACGACAGAUGGGAAGCUUUUCACGACAAUUCUUCUACAGUCACAACAUAACUAUCAGAUAUAUGUGCGUGUGUAUCCACACAACUUCAGUCGGUUCUUCAAUGAUAGUUUAAAUAAAAUGAUCUACACGUCAGAACCGAAUAAUUUAAAUUUAAGCGGAGUCAGUACAAUUAGUAUGAAUGUCUCAUGGAAUUCUAGCGUUAAUUUGACGAUCCACACGGAAUUCCGUCCCAUACUGGAAUACAAAAACAACGUGAUGCGGGAGUGGCAAAUCGCGAAUAACAGCGACAGAAAUAAUAAUACAAUAACAUAUUAUAUAAAGAAUUUACUGCCGCGAACUCUAUACAAUUUCCGUUUGAUCCUGAGAUAUCCCGAAUACAACGAUUUUAUAUGGCCUGAAAAAGGAUUCAAUUUUGAAACGCUUGGUAAUGUACCAAGUGCUCCUGGGAUACCUAUGGUAACAAAACUUCCAAAUUUGACGUAUCAGUUGAACUGGGAACCUGCGCAAGCUCAUGAUUCACAGGUGAUUUUGUAUAGACUGGAAGGUUUAAUUGUUGAAAAUAAUUACGAAGGAAGCAAUCAGACUGGCAAACACAAUCAUUGGAAUUUAUACUAUAAUGGAACAGAUAAUUACUGCUGGAUAACUCCGAUAGACAUAAAUCAGAAAUAUCGAUUUCGUGUGCAGGCUAAAAACGUUUAUGGUUUUGGAAAAUGGAACGAAACAAGAGCGGAUAUUAAUUUAUCAGAAUCUGUCGAAGUAUCAACUAUACAAUACCUAAUACCAUACAUAUAUAAUUUUCUGCCAUUUAUAUUGAGUCUUAUCGCUACCAUCGUAAUCUGUUAUGUUUAUUACUUUUAUUGUUGUAAGUAUAAUUGUAAUAAUAUUAGUUUAUUUGCUGAAAAUGAUUUAAAUUUUGCAAAGUACGGUAUUAAAUGUAUUACAACGCUUAUUUAUUUAACACGCAAGCAUCGUUAUCAUUUGCAGUUAACAACUGCAAACGAAACACGUUACGUGAGCUAUGAACCCAACUUUGUUCACGAUGCUAAACCGCAAAUUGAUCUCGACGAAUUUGCACCAAUCACAAUAAAAAAAGAGCAAAUUACCGUACAAAAUCUUUUAGGUAGCGGCGCAUUUGGAGAAGUAUAUCAAGGAAGUGUUGAAAUGUUAGAAAUGUUAAAAACAAUACCUGUUGCCAUAAAGAUGUUACCAGAACAUGCUACUUCGGAGCAAAAAUAUGAAUUCUUGAAAGAGGCCCAGAUUAUGAAAAACUUUGACCACAAACAUGUGUUGAAAUUAUUGGGCAUCUGUCUUGAGACGAAUCUACCAUGGCUUAUAUUGGAAUUAAUGGAAGCUGGUGACUUAUUAACUUUUUUGAGAGAGAGUCGGACGUUGCAACCUUCACAUCCGCACGCUUUGAGUCUACAAGACUUGCUUGCCAUGUGCGAAGAUGUUGCACGGGGUUGUCGCUACUUAGAAGAACAACGCUAUGUGCAUAGAGAUCUCGCGUGUCGAAAUUGCUUAAUAUCGACAAAAGAUCGCGAACAUCGAAUUGUCAAAAUCAGCGACUUUGGACUAGCUAGAGAUAUUUACGAACGGAACUCUUACUACAUGGAAGGAGGAACCCCACUUCCCGUUCGCUGGAUGGCACCGGAAUCUUUGAAAUACAAAAAAUUUACUUUACAAAGCGAUGUGUGGGCAUUCGGAGUACUAAUGUGGGAAAUUACGUCAUUAGGUCAGCUACCAUAUGUUGCCAUACAUAAUAGCAAAAUAAAGGAGCAUGUGUGUGCGGGGAAUAAGUUAUCAAAACCUCGUAAUUGUCCAGAUAAAUUGUACGAAUUAAUGCAAAGUUGCUGGAAUGUUGUGAACCAAAGGCCAACAUUCAGACUUUGUCUGGAAAAUGUAGAAAUCUUGAAAGUCGAAAUACAAGACGCUGUGCUAAUUCCUUAAAAUAUUAGCACACAUAUACAGCUCCCUUCUAAAAAAUGUUGAUACCUUCAAAUGGAAGAUCUUAACUGAAGCACAGUCGUG
Nylanderia fulva is the source of this 3232-nucleotide messenger RNA. NCBI's taxonomy places the organism in Eukaryota, Metazoa, Arthropoda, Insecta, Hymenoptera, Formicidae. The record is from RefSeq and is a predicted model, not a curated record.